AUGGCUGCAUCCGGGCGCAGGUCCAGAAUCUCUGGGGGAUGCGUCACUCCUUCAGAAGCCUGGAAAGAACUGUACCAAGUGCGGCCGUAUAGAUCUAGACUGCAGGACCUGACUGGUCACACCUUGGGUGGGGGAGCGUCGCUGUCCAAGCGGGAGCCUGAGGUUCUGAAGCCAGGAGCCACUGGACCAGUCCCGUGGCGGAGGGGCUCUGCCUCAGAGCCUCUAGCCUUGGUGACAGGAGGCGUCACUGGGGGACAGCCUUUGAUUGGGGCGCACUGCUGUCUGUGGAGGAGGCUUUGCGCCAUCUUCAUCUAUGAGGAGCUGCCAGAGACGCCAGACCAGGCCACCACCUCUUCCUUCGACAGACAAGGGGACAAACUCAGCCCAUGUGCUGGGAGCACACCUGGCAGGCCACCAGAGGACACAAGUGAGACAGACUUCCCUGAUGGUUCUGGCCGGCUGUGGUUCUCUGUGGAGUACCAAUAGGAGUCUGAGCGGCUGCUAGUGGGCCCAAUCAAGGUGGCAGAGACCAGCAGCCCCCUGGUAAAGCUCCACCUACAGCCCGAUGAACGGCACUUCCACCAGUCCAAGACAAAACAUGAAACCUGCAGCCCACAGUUUGAUGAGGACUUCAUCUUCCAAGUAUCCAGUGGAAGUGUCCCUCAGAGAGUGCUGAAGUUCUCCAUGUAUCAUGUAAAUAAGCAAAGGAAACACCAGCUCCUUGGGCACAUGCUAUUCCUGCUGAAGAAUGAAAACCCUGGGGCCAGGGACCACCAUUACAUCAUCUGGAGGGACCUGGAAGCUGAGAAUCUGGAGGGCCGCCUAGAGAGCAUCUUCCCUCCACCCCUGGUCAUCAUCCUACAGUGGCUCAGAUGUAGGCCCUGGAGAGGAUGGGACCGACGCCUCCGCAGACAUAGGACUCCGGAGUAA
Microtus oregoni (creeping vole) is the source of this 930-nucleotide messenger RNA. It is a transcript of the gene Syt15, whose product is annotated as synaptotagmin-15. Gene Ontology annotation, molecular function: calcium-dependent phospholipid binding; calcium ion binding; clathrin binding. Lineage: Eukaryota; Metazoa; Chordata; Mammalia; Rodentia; Cricetidae. Gene Ontology annotation, biological process: regulation of calcium ion-dependent exocytosis; calcium-ion regulated exocytosis; regulation of dopamine secretion. The record is from RefSeq and is a predicted model, not a curated record.